Messenger RNA from Corticium candelabrum, 1070 nucleotides. RefSeq lists its product as uncharacterized. Lineage: Eukaryota; Metazoa; Porifera; Homoscleromorpha; Homosclerophorida; Plakinidae. Gene Ontology annotation, cellular component: nucleus. The coding region runs from base 309 to 887 and encodes 192 amino acids. The record is from RefSeq and is a predicted model, not a curated record. Gene Ontology annotation, molecular function: NAD+ poly-ADP-ribosyltransferase activity; NAD+-protein mono-ADP-ribosyltransferase activity. The transcript has 3 exons.
AUCACGGUAAUGAAAGUUGGAAUAAUUUUCACACGGCGUGCACAUGCACAUUGAUCAAUCACCUAAUUGAUAAUAGACAAAUAUUAAUUAAUCAUUUAAAGCGAGUUAUGUCACCACGCCCCCUUAGCGUGCGUUAGGCCUCUUCACUCUUCAUUUGCUUCCGACGGCUCUGACGUGUAAUGUCAAUUGUGCCAGGAAUGACGUAUAAAUCUGGUCAUUUCGAAGUGAAAUCUUUACUUCCUUCUCGAAACUUGCAAAACUGACUGGAUGAGUUGCUUUUCCAGGAAGCAGAAGCACAGUUUUACCGUAUGUUUAAAAUACAAGAGCACCACAGGAAGUGUGUUCGUGUUGUGCAAGUUGAUGUAGUUGAUAAUGGUGAUCUCAACAUUCAAUACAGAAAGAAAAAGCAACAAUUUGAGACUGAAAAGAAACCUGUGGAUGAACUUUUUGUUUUUCAUGGAACCUCUGGUAAAAUUUUGCGUCCGAUAAUUGUCCUCUUGUAUUGUAUUGAAGAAUAUGUUAAUUGCCAAUCUAUCCAAAUUAUAUAUCAAACACAUUUUUUGUGUGACAAGUUAGACAUUAACACGUUUGUCUGUACUACAGAUACUUUAAUAGACGCAAUCGUUAAGGAUGGUUUCAAAGUAGGUGGAAAGGACAUCAGAACCGUUAGUGGAUCUAUGUAUGGUAUAGCCGUUUACACUGCUGAAAAUCCAUCAGUGGCCAUGCUCUAUGCAAAGAGGGGUGAGUCUAAAAAACUUCUUCUGUCUCGCAUUCUACCUGGUCGUGAAGAUGAAGACUACACUAGAGGUGCAGAUGAGCAUGUAUUUGUCUUAGAGACAUCUGAGCAACUUUUACCCCAAUAUGUUGUGCACAUUGGAAGUAAUUGAAUCUAGCAAUUGUGUGAUGUUAGUCCUAUGGCAAAAAUCAAUCAAUGAACCGUGCAACUAUGGUGCAUGUACAAGGAAUCUGAUUACAAAUUUGACAUUUAUGGAUUUUAAGAGUAGAUGAACGUUUCAGUGUUCCUAUAGUUUAUUGGCUGUAAUGUUCUGAGGUUAGUGUCUUUCUUUUUA